UACAGGGCCGAGCGCGGCCGAGCGCUCCGCCAUUGGCUCCGGCUUUAUCCACCGGGGGUCGGAGGCGGGGGCGACCCGCUCAAUGACGGCGGGGCUGUGCUGACAGUUGAGAGCCGACGCGACACAGCUCACGGCUGGCAUUCACACGGGCCUUUCCAAACCUUCACUAGCAACGGCGUGAAGAUGACAGAGGAAAGAGAAGGAGGGCCGAGUCAUUUCCAUUAACGCCGCCCGCGGGAUGUUCCGACGCGGGUUGCGGACUGCGUUACCGGACAACGCGGUGUGGAGGUGAAACGGACCCACCGAGCGCGGCGCCGGCGCAAGUAAAUGUGCUGCGUUCCAUUUACCUCGGAAGUCGGAACUCGGAACUGGGAAUGACGUAACAGCCGAGUUAUCAGCGUUCCAGUUACAAAUGACCUAUAUUCCAUGCUUGUGCGCCCAAAUCCCAGAGUAACCACCACCACCUCUCGUCCGGACCAGGCAGCAGCAUGGGGACCAACGGGUUAGACAAUCCGGCGCAUUCGUCCGGCGAGGUUUCUGGGACGGAGCAGCCGAGCUUAGAGCCGCAGAUGGAGCAGAGAGAUGCGGGGGACGCGGAGAGCAGCAAGGAGCUGCACACCGAGAUCCACGGAGACUGCAAGCCUCCCGGGGUCCAAAUGGAGAUGCAUGAAGAGGGAUUCGUCCCCCCCGAAGGAGGCUGGGGCUGGCUCGUAGUUUUUGCUGCAACCUGGUGCAAUGGCUCGAUCUUUGGGAUUCAGAAUUCCUUCGGCAUCCUGCACAUGAUGCUGGUGAAGGAGCACACCAGCCCGGACGACCCCACGUCCCAGUUCAAAGUGGCUUGGGUCGGGGCCCUCUCCAUGGGCAUGAUCUUCUUCUGUUCUCCUGUGGUCAGCAUGUUCACUGACCACUUCGGCUGUAGGAAGACAGCUGUCAGCGGGGCAACACUGGCUUUUAUAGGGUUACUCAGUACAUCAUUUGCAAACUCUUUAAUCCUUCGCUACUUCACAUAUGGCGUGUUGUUCGGCUGCGGCUCCUCCUUUGCCUUCCAGCCUUCUCUGGUGAUUCUGGGCCACUACUUCCGCCAGCGCCUGGGUCUGGCCAACGGAGUGGUGACGGCUGGGGCCAGCCUCUUCUCCAUGGGCCUACCCAUUUUACUCAAAAAAAUGGUUGAACCUCUGGGCCUCAGAAGAACAUUCCAGGUUCUCAGCCUCUUCAUGCUGGUCCAGGCCCUGCUGGCCUUAUUGUUUAAGCCUUUGCUCCCCGUUGGGGGAGGUAUGGGCCCGAUGGGCAUGGGGCCUGCCCAUGCUGACUCCCAAACCCAGGCCUCCGCUGCGGGUGGAAGCAAGUGGAACAUAGCCAUGGCCACCAUUAGGAAGUACUUCAACCUACGUGUGUUUCACGUUGUGACUUACCGGAUUUGGGCAUUUGGAGUCGCCACGGCGGUCUUAGGCUACUUUGUGCCAUACGUCCAUCUGAUGAACUUUGUACAGGAGAAAUUCACAAACACAGAAAAAGAAUGGGUGUUGCUGGUUUGCAUUGGAGCUUCAUCUGGGGUGGGACGCCUUGCCUUCGGCAAGAUUGGGGACCUCAUUCCUGGUCUGAAGAAGAUCUACUUGCAGGUGGGGUCCUUCAUGGCUCUGGGCCUAAUGUCCAUGAUGAUACCCCAGUGUGCAGUGUUCGAGGGGCUGAUAGUAGUGUGUGUUUUCCUGGGUCUUUGUGACGGCUGCUUCCUCACCAUGAUGGCCCCCAUAGCUUUUGAGCUGGUUGGGCCCAUGCAGGCCUCGCAGGCCAUAGGAUACCUCCUAGGCCUCAUGUCUGUCCCCAUGACAGCAGGUCCUCCCAUUGCUGGUCUCCUACAUGGUCGCUUUAAAAACUACACACUGGCUUUCUCUCUGGCCGGGGUGCCUCCCAUGGUGGGGGCCGUGGUGCUGUUCAUGGUGCCCCUGAUCCACAGCAGGCUCCAGCGAGGCCAAGCGUCAUCAGAAGAGGUGUCGACGACUGCCCACAUGCUGCCCGCACCCCCGUCGGCUGGGGAACCCAAGAGCUGCUCCAAUGGAGACAUGCUGCCAGGCUACACCGACAUAGAGACGCAUAUCUGAGUCGCAUCUUGCAAAGGGAUUCAACCCACCAGCACUUUUCUUAUCCUUCGAUCGCCUGCCUCCCAAGAUGAAGUCUCAACCGUGGACUUCCUGUUGGCUUACCCUGUAAUCUCUCACCCCUCUGAAUUUCUGCUGGCUUUUUUUUGUUUGUUUUGUCCAUGCAAAGAGAAGGUGAGAAAUGCACCCUGGCUAAAAGCCACUGAGAGGAAGAAAAGAAGACACCGCAGUCUUCGAUGAUGGAGAUUAUAAGCACAAAUUAUCUUUCGGCUAGAAUCAGAACUUUAAGACUGGUCAAGACGAGAGGAUUUGAGACUGAAGAGUUUCCGUGUUUAUUUUCAUAGCAUUUAUCUUGCUGCAAUAGCUUCAAAGCUGCAAAAAUACCAUUUUGUUUUCAGAUUGUAAAAAAAAAAAAAGAAAUUAAAAAAUAACACAUUUCAAGAUGAAGAGGCAUAUAAAGUACGCUAGGGAAGGGAUCAAUCAAAAAUGUCUUCAUGUAGUACCUCAGACAUUUAGGAUUUUAACAAAAAUGCAUUUCAUUUAAUUUACUUCAUGUAGCUGAAACAAAGUCUUAUCUUGAUUGAUAUGCCGGUUUAAUGCAUUUAACUUUAUUCUACUGCCUGUGCUACCUGCUGAGACAGCUACAAGAGAAACAAACACAUCUUUUGUAAAUGUCACAGGCGGUAACUGUUUUUUCUGAUAAAUGAGCCACCAGACACAAUCACCUCAGCUCGUCUGCACGCACGUUUUAGACUCUGGCUACAUUUUGUACUGACAGCCAGGAUCAGAAAGUUCAGUCGGAUUACCUUAAUCACUUCAGGAGUCUGUCUGCAAAGGGGGCACACAUGUGUGACUGUGGCAGCUGUUGAGUCCAAAAAUACAGUAUGCAAUGGUCCUUGUCUGCUCGAUCUUUUCAUUUUUCUCUAUUUAGGUCAGUAACUCUUUAAAAUGUAUCGCAUUAAGUUAUGUUGUCAAAGUUACAAAAGAGAGCAUCUCUAGCCUCAGUUAGUGAAAAAUGGAUUUAAAGGCUUUUUUGUAAAUCUAUACUUUUUUGUAGAUUUACAUUUUUAUUGGAUUUUUAAAGUUAUUGGAGGGUGCUAGACAAAUCCACGUGAACUAAGCUUGUUAUGGCUUUAAGAGUAAUUGGUCUUAACUGUGUGGACACAGCAGAAAACCAGUAAAUUAUAGUCUAGGUUGUCUUCCAUCCAACUUCCAUCCACGGGCCAGAUACUGAGCUCCCAUGUUACCCAUAAGAGAGAGAGAGACGGGGGGGGGGGGGGGGGGGGGCAGAGUGUGUGUUUCGUGUGCUUUGUGUGAAUAAACAAAUGAGAAACACAUUGUAAAAAGCUUUGUUGAACCUCAGCAAGGUUAAAAAGGUGCCACACAUUGUAAACCUUGUGCCAAGUGAGGACCAUUUCAGUUUCUGCAGGAGGAGUUGGAACCCUGUGGUUGAUGCAGCAGCUUGAUAGCUUGAUGGAAGCUUGAUAGAACCUGCACCACUGGUAUUUUUCUGUUGUUGCAGUUGACCCCCCCCCCCCCCCGAAUAUGUGUGUGUGUGUGUGUGUGUGUGUGUUUAUGUUAUUUUUUACUGCAUUUAUGCAUCUGUAUUUCGAUGCGAGAGACAGUUGAUAUGAUCAGCCACAAUAUUAAAACCACCACCAGGUCAAGUAAAUAACACUGAUGCUCGCUAGUAAUUGUCAAGGGCCAUGGUACAUCAAGCAACAAGUGAUGGGUGGGUCUUGGGAUCUCUGGUCAAACUGCUUCUCUUGGGAGUAUGUCUCUUAUAAGUGGCAGAAAAUUGAUGGAUGGAUGGUCUUUUUGAGUCUGAAUUUCGAAAAGUUAUCGUGGUAUGGGUUUGAGAAACUGGUUCGCAACGGUCCCAGGGAGCCACGAUUCAGCUCAGAACUUGCAUAGUGUAGAAGAUCUGAUGUUAAUAUCUUGGUUACUGAUUGCACAGGACACCCAGCCUAACGGGUUUAGGUGGGAUGAUGGGGUAUGAUGCAGUAUUUUAUGCAAGUGAUUUAAUGUUGUGGCUGAUAAGUAUAUGCAUCAUGUUGAUAAGAGGGAACUACUGAGAUUAAAACCUCCACCUGCUCCAAAUGCUCAUGAGUCCACCUCAGAGAAAAUCCUGUCCAUUUGCUGCUUUGGUUUAAACUCACUUGAGGGCAUCGCUCAGUUUCUGCAGAAAUUAAACAAAACCUCACGGUAAUGUUGACUUCGACAUGGCAUUUAGCAGUUAUUUUUCAUAAAUAUUCAGAGCAUUUACCUUUGCACUCUUAGUUACAAGUUCUUCUUAAUCUACUUUAAUAAACAUAUGUGAAGUAGCGUUGAUGUACUGUAUGAGUUAUAUUACUAAUGUGAAUAUAGCAAAGGAGAAACUGGGAAAAGAGAACAUCUUAGUGCUCAGUUGGUUAUCUUUUUCCUUUUCAUAUGUGCUUUCACAACUAUCAUUCAGUCUGCUCCUCCUUUGUAACCUCGUGGAACAUGUUCACGUUCUCUGUUAAUCAGCAGUUUUCAUGUUCUGUUUGUUUGGUGGUUCCUUGUUGUGAUAAGUGAGCCACAGAUCUGCCAAAUACUUGUUUUCAAUCCGAUUUGCUUCCUCUAGGGCUUCAUUUGUGUCUGUUUAGGUAAACAAACAAACAAACAACAAAGCAACCAAAAAACCGAGGAAAUGUUAAACUUUUAUAUACCCAAACAUCUGGCGCAUAAUUAGUUUCACUCUUCCUCCCUACCUUGUCGUUGUCUGCUUGGUUGAGGUUUGUCUACAUCAUUCCUACUUUACCUCUUCCUAUAAAAGGACAGAUCUUCAUUAUUGCAAUGAUUCUAUACAGUGGCCUGUUUUCUGGCUUUGUAACCAUGUUUGAUAGCCCUAACUAUAGCCAGAGGAGACUCUAGAGUCUAGACUAAGCAGAGAAUCCAUACAUCAUGUCCGACUAAGGUCUUCUUAUAUCUUGUAGCAGUGCAGCUAGUGUUAACACUUUCAGCACAUGCUAUUUGUAUAUGAAAAGUACAUACAAGUAAUUAAAAUAAAUAAGGGCGUCUGAGUUGCUGGGUAACAGUUUCAUAUGUCCGGCAACAGAUUUUAUUAUUUUAUGAUAUCAAGGGUUACUGGAGAUGCUUUUCAAUAAAGAGGCAAAACUAUAAGAAGUGUACAUGAAUUUCCAAUUUAUGAAAAGUAUUAUACGCUUACACGUAUACCCACGUGUAAGCGUUACAAUUUAUUAUAAAUUCAAAAACAUAGAUAACGUUUCACUUGAUAUCCUGCUUCUGUUACUGCUGUAAUGAAAAUUGGCACUAGUUUCCUACAAUCAAAUUAGGAACCCAUGUAAAGACAAUCUCACAAUUUUGCAAAUUAAUGAGCUGAUUAAUUUUUUACUGAAGAGCCUAAUUCUCCAGCAACCGUUUUGGAGGAAAAGGCAAGAAAAUAUAAUAUAAAAACAAAAUAAUUUCAUUAGAAAAGUGGAAUAAUUUUUUUGUCGUGUCUUUAUGUUUUAUGUUUUUAUUGAUAUAUAUAUAUAUAUAUAUAUAUAUAUAUAUAUAUAUAUAUAUAUAUAUAUAUAUAUAUAUAUAUAUAUUUAAUUACAAUUAUUUUUUAAAUGUACUCUUAUAGACAUUCUUUUUUGCAGUACCACUUACGACCACAUGGGGGCCAGUCAAUCUCCAUUAACUCCCAUGUUACAAUGUCCAACUUUAGAGCAGAAAUAAACAUCUACAGCCUGGUUAAAAAAAAAAAACAUUUUCGUCUCAAUAAUUUAAUUUCACACCCAUGACAAAUCUGAGUACAUUUUUUUGUAACACACCAGGAGAAUUUAAAUCAAGCAAUAUAUUUAUUUAUAAUAUGAUUGAAUGACCGUCGGCUCAGCAAAUGUCUAGCCCUUAUCACUUCCUAAUCUGUAAACGUCAUGCUUCUGCGCUUACCGCAGCAACUAGCUGUUUUAUAACCCAGUAUUGGCUAAACGCAGCUGUAAUUUUUGGUUUUGCGGUCGAGCCGAUAUGUUAAACGGUAUAAUCUACUGUAAACGUCUGACAGCACCUCUGCAGAUAUUUCUGUGGAGUUCGGCUGAAGGAGCUGGGACCAAAGCUAAUUUCUAUUGACAUGCAGUGGGCUUGUUCUUGUCUGCUUCUUGAGCAUCAUGGCUGCACCCCAUAGGGCUGCCAGCCUGCCACUAACAAUUAUUUUCUUGUUUAUUAAUCCAUCGUUAAUUUGUUUGAUAAAUCAAUUAAUCUAACGAUUAUUUUUCUAUUAAUCAAAAGUGCUAAAACUGUUCAGCGCUCUAAUGGUUGUGCGGCUGUGAUAUGCCACUUCGGUUUUACAGAGCGGUCUUCAGAAACCAAUGGGUCAAGGGACCUACUGCUUCGUCCAUUGUUUUAUGAAUGUUUAUGUUCAUACAAUUUACAUGUAUGACACCACUGAAAUGGACCUCUAGUGCUAUUACAAGACGUGCUGGACUUUUGUGAACACAGCAGGUCUGGAUGCCCCCGUGUGGCCAGAUGUGGUACUGCUGCAUAGAGUGGUUUUAAUGAUGGGUGCUAUAUAAAACUCGAGCCAUUCUGUUGUGUGGAAAGAUGGCUACCUGUCGAUUGUGAAAACAUGUACUUUAGACUCCUAAAGUCUGUGAAGAAUGGUCCACCACGCUCCAUCUGAAAAUUUGCUUCUCCUUCCUGAUCUUUGCAUUAGGCAAUCUGUUCAUCAGUUGCAUUGGACCUCCUCCCCAUACCACUUUCUUUUUUAUGUCUGCAUGUUCCAUUUAUCCCAGUUCAGAGUUACGUGCAUCUGUCUUUUUUCCAUUCAGAUAUUAAUUUUCUGUUCUUAAAUUGUGAACUUCCUUGUACUUCUCUCGUGAAUGACUCAGCUUCACGUUCGAUGAAAUUGCACUUCUUUGCUACUACAAUCAUUCUCCUGUUUAUUUAAUUGUUGCUAAAGACAGGACUGAUAUUAGGUUUGGGCAUCUGCCUACAAUUCAAUAGAGAAUGGGCUUUAUAAAAGCAAACCAUACAUAUGCACAUCUUUGUGAAUCUGGUGGAGAAAAAAAAGUGAAUUUAUUUUCUUUUGUGCACACACAGUUUGACUCUUGAAACUGGACGCCUGCUUGCAAAAAACGUAUCCGUCUCACCAACAUUUAUUAAUGUUGUACAGAUGUUGUACUUUAUUGACUGUGAACAUGUAUAUUUGUGACUUUUCUUUAACUUUAGUGUGUUGUCACUUUUGUUAGUAAGAAGCUUUACAUCCCCCUCAUCUUGAAACGGACUAAAAGCAAGGCACUUGAUUUGCAAAUCGGCCUUACAUUUACUCACACAGUAGCGGGAAACCACGCUGUACUCUCUUGACUCUAGAUUUUUCUCUUCCUGGUCUCAGUACUGACUUUAUUCUGUCCCAGUUUCUGGUCAGAACCAGCUGGGUGCUUCUUUUGAUGAGCUACUGUAGAUUAUAAACAGGAAAUGGACAUAUUAAUACAUUUACAACGAUUUUUAAAUAAAAAUAAGUAAUUUUAUUUCUAUAUCCUUGUUUGUGUUGUAGCUAUUCUACUGGCAAGCACAUUUCUGCAGUGGUUUCCAUGUUUAACUUGAUAAUAUAGUAUAUAAAGUUGAAGGAGCUGAAUGGAUGGAUGGUUGCAUGGUGUCUGCUGAACCAGCGUUUGAGCUUGACAAAGUCUUUUCGUUUCGUCUAUGCAGCAUCACUGGGCUCGUGGUCCUCUUCCUGUGACCGCUUUGCUUUCUGAAGUCUGAACACAACAGUCUCUUGAGGAUAAAUAUUUACUUUGGGUGUGCAUUUUUCUCCUACCACACACAAAGCUGUUGUUCGAGGAGGUUCAGGGUGACUGCACCUACAGUAGUGCCCUGUGUGUUUCAACUAAAAGUGCUAUAACACUACUACUUCUUAUACUUUGUAACUUUUGGUGUCUUGUUUUUGUAAUCAGGAGGAGUGUGUGCUGUUGUCUGACUUCUUGCUGUUACCCUGGUAAAAACCAAAAAAAAAAACCCCAACUAAUUUAUAUUCCCCCCGGUGUCUUUAUCAUCUGCUACGUACGUGUGUUACUCAGUACACAGGUCAGAGCUUAGGCAGGCACAUUCAAAGUGAAUUUUCUAGAAAUAAAGUGUUAGUGUUACUGUUACGUAAUCAGCCAGAGUCUGUCCUCCUCAGUCUCUUCUAGUAGAAAGAUCCUAGAGGUUUCGAGGCCUCCUAGACCAAACUGCUGCAGUAUGAAGUCUUGUUUGCAGUGCAGUGUGCCAUUCCUGUGCUCCUCCGACUUCAGUCUGCGCACAGUUUAACUCUGAAACUGCACAAACAAGGUAGCUGAAGGUCUGUUGGUAAGAAAGCUUACGACAAGCCAACUUCUCAAACUGCCAGACUGCCAGUAGGAAUACACUUUAUGGCUGUUGCCUGUAAAAGUCAUCAUUCUCAAUUUUGUUAAGGACUUCCUUUAACAUUUCUUUUUGUUUUUGGUUACACAGGACUUAUAUACAGUAUAGACCUAUCUGUACGUUCUAGAAACUGCUUUACGUAUGUUAUUAAUCUCUCACCUGUAGGCAUUAUGUAUCCACAGUUAUUGUUUAAUGUCUUUUGGUAGUCAUAUAAUCUCUUCAUGGCCCUGCAGCUAUGUUCAGUCCAGCCUUACAUGGUGAAAUAUGCAUAAUAUUUUCAUACAGAAGUCUGCUAAAGCUUCUCUACCCUGUAGGGUGCUGCAGUUAAACCUCGAUUGCCUCGCCUCACUUCUUAAAGCUGCAAGCGUCUGUCCCACACCAACUCUACUUUUUAACAUGAAUACAUAUUUCAGUUUACUUCAUUUACAACUAACACGACCAAUGACAUAAGAUUUAAAAUUAAGUCAUGCUGCUGCUAGAAAAAAUGUAUGUAAUUGAUUUGUUUCUGUUGUUAUUUUGAAUCUGCAUCAAAAGUGUCACUUUUUUUUCUAUUAAACCAACAAUAAAGAUCUAAUAUGACAAAUUA
Messenger RNA from Cololabis saira (Pacific saury), 9045 nucleotides. It is a transcript of the gene slc16a2, whose product is annotated as solute carrier family 16 member 2. Gene Ontology annotation, biological process: transmembrane transport. The record is from RefSeq and is a predicted model, not a curated record. The transcript has 8 exons. Bases 489 to 2099 code for a protein of 536 amino acids. Gene Ontology annotation, molecular function: thyroid hormone transmembrane transporter activity; monocarboxylic acid transmembrane transporter activity. NCBI's taxonomy places the organism in Eukaryota, Metazoa, Chordata, Actinopteri, Beloniformes, Belonidae.